CCAACUUUGACCCGUGUUCCUAAUAUCUCUAGGUCUCAGGGUUUAAGGCGCAGAACAGCAAAACUAGAACCAGUCGGCGACGGAGAGUCAAAAUGUCGAAGAAGAACGAUCUUGCUCGUCGGAAAAGACAGCACGAAUUCGAACUCAGAAGAGAGAAAGAAGCGAAAGAAAAGAGGGCAAAGAAGCUUCAAGCAAAGAAAAGCAAGAUGAAAGUUGAUGGUACUGAGAAGAAGAAGAAGGGUGGGUUUCAAGUGGGCAAGAAGAAGUUGAAGACCAAAAUGACGGCGUUGGCAAAGGCUAAAGCUGCCCAAGCGAUGGAGGUUGACAAAUGAGGUUCAAUGAUAAUGAUUCUCUGUGCAUGUUAAGAACUGGUUAUGAGUUCACUUUUAGAUAUGCAAGUUUCAAUUUCGCUGAUGUUGUUGGUCAAUAUUACAAUUUUGCUUCAACCAAUUUGCUCACAAAGACGAUGGCCUGUGUUAGUUGGUAACAUUGAUUUGUUAAAACAAUACCAAAACAUUGUGCUUGCCCUUUUAUGGUUUCUAAUGUAAUAGUAGGUACCAUUUAGAGGUUGAUCUACUCAGAUAACCUUGAAACUGUCUUAGAGGGCAUGUCCUGCAUGCCAUUAAUUGAAGUUCUUUAUUUUUUAUGA
Messenger RNA from Rosa rugosa (rugosa rose), 649 nucleotides. RefSeq lists its product as uncharacterized. NCBI's taxonomy places the organism in Eukaryota, Viridiplantae, Streptophyta, Magnoliopsida, Rosales, Rosaceae. The transcript has 3 exons. The record is from RefSeq and is a predicted model, not a curated record. Bases 93 to 332 code for a protein of 79 amino acids.